This is a messenger RNA of Linum trigynum, 642 nucleotides long. The record is from the annotation of a GenBank genome assembly. NCBI's taxonomy places the organism in Eukaryota, Viridiplantae, Streptophyta, Magnoliopsida, Malpighiales, Linaceae.
AUGGCCGGCCAAAUUAUCACCGUCUCUUUCAGCAGGAUGCUUGCAACAUCCCUAGCUAAUCAGGAUAUGAGGAAUCAGCGCUGGAGGAAAAGAAAGGUUUCCCGACAGGAGGCGCUUCCCCUGAUAGCAGUCGAAGAUAGGAAGCGAAGUAGCGGUUCCGAGGAGAAGAAGCGAAGCAGUGGCUGCCAGAACAGUCUCCGCCGUUGCUGCCGUCAAGGUUUGGGAAUCCAUAAACGCAAGAUUGCGUCGCCCUCGAGGAUGGGAUUGGAUUGCGAUUACCCCCAAAGUAAACGGCAACGAUGCACAAAAAUCACGAUGUGGCGAUUCCAUCUUCCGUUGUCUACCGAUUUAAAAAGUGAUGAAGGAGAUGGUCCUAAUCCCCUGUCUAUCCCUCCUGCGAAACCAGCAGAAGAGGAAAAUUUCCUUGGCGCAUCGCGGAAACAAGGUCUUAGACCCCGAGAUGGGGCAAGGUCUCCGGCGAAGCUUGGCGAGAAAAAAGUGACCGGAAAAUCCCGCCUACUCCGGCCGGCGACGUUCCCUCCUGCGAAACCAGCAGAAGAGGAAAAUUUCCUUGGCACCUCGCGGAAACAAGGUCUUGGACCCCGAGAUGGGGCAAGGUCUCCGGCGAAGCUUGGGAGAUAA